AUGUCUUCGGUUUAUGAGAAGGAGCAGAAUACUUUGGGUCUGUUGAAAGCAGUCGAUCACCAGCCUCUCCAAGAGUUGCAGGCCAUCCUGAAAGACAUCAUCGACCAGAGCCCGGAGGGUCGCGAAAUCGCAUCGAAGUGGUUGUUUCCUGAGGAGAAGGAUGUUCAACCCGAGCCAGAAAUCCCGAGCACGUACGAUACCCCCAUCCCUGUCGUGCCCCUCUCGGACGAAACCUGCGAAUGGAGGUCUCUGGCCAAUACCAGAGCGCCAGUCAGCCAGGACAUCUGUAUCUACUGCCGGGAGCCUUUUGACGUCACCCGAAACUCGAGGACCAGCUGCAAGUACCAUGUUUUUCCCGAUAUGAUCAACCACGAGUUCCUCUAUGUUGAGACCGAGGCUGAGGCCAGUUUCGACAAUGACGAGUUCCGCCAGGCCUUUCCCGAGAACUUUACCUAUGCGUGCUGUGGAAGUGACUUGACCGGGAAGCAGUGUCAGGUCGGUUGGCAUCGGGUUGCGGAUCCGACUGAGCGUCUUCCCAAGCUGACUUUGAAGAAGGAGUUCCGUCCAGUUUAA
Messenger RNA from Penicillium paradoxum, 573 nucleotides. RefSeq lists its product as uncharacterized. The record is from RefSeq and is a predicted model, not a curated record. The coding region runs from base 1 to 573 and encodes 190 amino acids. NCBI's taxonomy places the organism in Eukaryota, Fungi, Ascomycota, Eurotiomycetes, Eurotiales, Aspergillaceae. The transcript has 2 exons.